Phaedon cochleariae (mustard beetle) is the source of this 3258-nucleotide messenger RNA. The record is from the annotation of a GenBank genome assembly. Lineage: Eukaryota; Metazoa; Arthropoda; Insecta; Coleoptera; Chrysomelidae.
AUGAUUUUGACGUUCUUCUACAUGUACGCUACAUUUUUGCAGUGGUGGCGCUUAGGGGCACUGAAAAACAAACUAAAGGGCACCUUGAAUGCUAGCAAUGCCCUUUUAGUUUGCGAUGACAUCAUCAUUUAUGAGACUAAAAAAAGUAGAAGCUUCGAAAAUUUACUGUUCCGAUCAGAAAACAGAGUCGGGUGCACGGUAGUACCAAAGCAAAAAAUUAACUUAUCACAAUGGCUAACAUUUCCCGCAGACUUCCGACAUUUCCCUAUCCAUUUCGAAAACAGGACGCCAAAUGCAGUCUAUCCGAAAUUUCACGUUAUCAUCCAAGCUAUGUUGGACACCUACAUCAAACAUUCCGCAGAUCUCCUAGAGGUCGAAAAUUUUGGUGAACUGAUAGCUUGGAGAGCCUCAGAAGGCUUCGAGGUGAUACUAAAGACUGACCUAGAUAGGCUUUCCAAAUUAGUCAAUUGUUUCUCACAGGGAGAUUUAGAUAUCAACCACGAGCUGAAGUUACUCAGAAUCGAAACCGUAGACGUAGAAGGUGUUCCCACCAAGAUCAAAUACGAUCAGAUAUUUUCCAAGGACUAUGUGCUCAAGUAUUCCUACUCGGCUGAGCAGUGGCAGAAGUUUGCUGAAACCGUUAAGCAAAUCUAUGCGAAAAUUCGAGACACCACCCCUAAAAUCACUAUAGAAAACGGCAAACUAGAGGAGACAAGGAAAGUGCCAGUGAGCGAAGUGAAACCGAUGAAAAAAGAUGGGAAGAAGACAGAGGACAAGAAUACUCUAGAGGUAGCUGCUGGGGAUUAUAGAAGACACAAAACAAACGAUCACAAAAGAGACAAAAAUUCCGAAAGACAUUCAAGAAGUGUUGAAGGCAACAGCAAGUUGAAAGAAGAGCCAAAGCUCAGGACAACAAGAACAGAUAAGGAUGCCAGAAAAGAAGAAAGUAGAAGAGACGACAGUAAAACGAGGAAAGAUGAGGCAAAGUCUCUCAAAACCAAAACCGACAAGGAGGAAGUCAAACCUUCAAAAUCCAAAGAUGACCAAAAAAAAUAUGAAGCGGCUACUGAAAAGGAAGAAAUUACUAUCGUAAACGGAGGACAUUCUCCAAAAGUCAUUAAUGACCAAGCACUGGCGAAGUCUUUUGAAGAAAAAGAAGCAAAACCAUCGAAGAUCAAACCUGAUGACAAACAUAAGAAGGAAGCCAGAUCUACAAGUAAAACAAGAAAAGAAGACCCCGAUACAAAAACCCAUAAGAAAGACGAAAAAUCUUGGAAGUCAUCUAAACCAGCAAAGGAAAAGUCCAAUACAGAAGCUGGAAAAUCUGGGAAAACCUUAUCUAAAAGAUCUACAAGUUCCGAGAAGAAACUAAUAAAAAGUACAGCCAUCUGUGAUGAAACAGAUGCAGAUGGUUCAACAAAGAAAGCAGAUGAGGAAUAUCUGAAAAUAGAUGGUGCACAAAGUAAUGGUCAUGGGAAAAAAGUGCCAAGUAGUUCAAAAACUGUAAAACCGCCAAAUAUUUUAGUUUAUGCAGAUAGCCCUGUGGCCAAAGAGAACGUUAAGAGUGCCAUCUCAAGCAUGCUAAAUAAAGAAAAGUAUACCAUCUAUGAUUUGCCAACGGAUCCCACUCAAAAUAUAUGGAACGACUCGACCGUUUUAGUGGUGGUAUGUGGUAAUGUACCACCAAAUUUGACGUUCCACCUGCUGCAGUAUCUAGUCACCGGUGGCCAGUUAUUAUGCCUCUGUAGCGAUUUCCUCUACAGCGUCCUUCAUACCUUCACCACAGCAGAAGUUAGGGAGCAUGAAUUAGUGAGAUUCACGUACGGGAAAUGGGCUCAAGUUAAAAUGAUGCAUCACAUUUUCUGUUAUCAAGCAUCUCCCGCUAAGAAACAAUUCUCAAAAGACUCUGACCAUAGUCAAAGCAGUGGUAACGGUUCAAGCCCAAUAGCACCACGAACGCCAUCUGCCGUUGAAAUUCAACACAACGGUAAAGAAUACAUCAUACAAGUACAAAUCUUGGGCACCGAAGAAACAUGGCAGACUCCAAGUCUACUGUUGGCAUCUGUCAAAGGUGGGGAUGGUAGGGCGAUUUUCUCGCAGGUCCAUCUCGAGAUCAAUCCCAAUCAGUUUGAGGAAGACGAAACUAAGUUCCAGGCACUCAAAGAGAGCGAUUCCGCUAGAAUGGAGAUCCUUAAGGAUAUCCUCUCGAAUCGUUUGGACAUAGAUUGUUCUACUGGUAUGGAGAUAGCAUAUACUCCCGCAUAUUUUCUGGGACGACAUGAGAUGAAACUGAAGCUAUUGAAUGAUUGUGAUUCCAUAAAAGACAAUAAGUUGGAGUGUGAAAAAGUAGUGUUGAAAUUUUGUGGAAAAGACGUAAUUCCUGGAGAAGCCGCUAGUAACUUGAUGCCUGUUUUGAUACACUCCUGUCCAUCCAAUUUUUCCACAGUCAAGUAUUUCGAGGCAUUAGAAACUGAACAUAUCGGUAGAUUGGUGAUAUACUCUGACGUGAUGGCCAGUUCUCAUAACGUUGUAGCUAAAACAUUGGCACACGGACUAGUAGUUAUUCCUAGACAACAAACCCAAGGCGUUGGUAGGUCGAAUAAUGUCUGGAUAAGUCCGAUAGGUUGUGCGAUGUUUUCCAUGCAGCUGCAUAUCUCGAGGAAUUCCGUGCUGGGAAAAUAUUUGCCGCUGGCCCAACAAAUCGGAAUGGUUGCUGUCGCCUCAGCUCUCAAAUCAAUCGCAGGAUCUGAGGAUCUGGAUAUUGGCUUGAAAUGGCCGAAUGAUCUUUAUGCAAAUGGUUCUGUCAAAAUUGGUGGUCUUCUGACUACUUCAGCAGUUUUAAGUGAUGUAGCAAUAGUAAACCUUGGUUGUGGCAUUAAUUUAGACAACGGAAAUCCCACAUUGUGCGUGAAUGAUAUGAUCAGGACUUCCAAUGAGACUAAAGGGACAAGUAUGAAGAAAAUCUCGUAUGAGGCAUACUUUGCAGCUGUUUUUAAUGAAACCGAGAAGAUAAUGAAAAUAGUUCAAGGCGGAGACAUCGAUUAUUUGUACGAUUUGUACUACAAAUAUUGGCUGCACAAUGACAGUGAAGUUAUGGUGACGACGAAAGAUGGCAAAUCCGAAAAGGUCAGGAUAGUCGGCAUCGACGACUAUGGAUUUUUGAGAGUGAGAACUCCGACUGGUAAAAUAACCACCGUACAUUCAGACGGCAACACGUUCGAUAUGCUGAAAGGACUGAUUUUUCCGAAAACGUUUUGA